Schistocerca gregaria is the source of this 2163-nucleotide messenger RNA. Its product is annotated as UDP-glycosyltransferase UGT5-like. The coding region runs from base 129 to 1676 and encodes 515 amino acids. The transcript is spliced from 7 exons. Gene Ontology annotation, molecular function: UDP-glycosyltransferase activity. Lineage: Eukaryota; Metazoa; Arthropoda; Insecta; Orthoptera; Acrididae. The record is from RefSeq and is a predicted model, not a curated record.
GGGAGCACAGGUCCCGCGCUCGAGACGGCGAGAGCGGCCAGUCGCGACGGCCGUGUCGGGGCGUGGACAAGCAGAGGACGGCCACGCUGCAGUCGGCCGCCGGCGUCUAGCGGCGGUUUAGAGGCGAGAUGAGUUCCUGCCCGUGGUCUGCGCUGCUGCUGUUGCUGCUGGCAGUGGGCGGCUGCUGGUCGGCGGACAUCUUGUUCAUCGCGCCGACGCCAUCCGUCAGCCACGCGCUGCCCAUCAACGCCGUGAUCGGCGCUCUGCUGGCCAGGGGGCACCGCGUCACGCACAUCACGCCGGACCCCAUGCAGCUCCAGGACACAAAGUACAAGGCGAUUGACCUAUCAGCGUCCUACUCGUUCCUGCAGCAGCUAAACAAAACAGUGCUGGCCGACACGUGGCCUAUGAAACUGGCCGAGGCGUACCACGAGCUGGGAGUCUUCUGCUGCACCGAUGAGCUCAAAAACCAGGCUCUACAGGACUGGUUAAAGUCUGAACACCGGUUCGAUCUCGUAAUCAUCGAGAGGCUUCCGUAUCAGUGCUACUACGGGCUGAUCCACAAGGUGGGGUCCCCUCCGAUGGUUGGCUUCUUGACACUACCGGCUAUGGUGCCGACCUACUACGCCAUAGGAAACCCCAUAAAUCCAGCCUAUCUGACAGAUGUCUUUAUUGGGUACACCGACCACAUGAAUUUCUGGCAGAGGCUGUACAACACUUACUUCGUCCUAAAAUUCCUGGUUUUCUGGCAGAACACAGUACUGCCAACUCAAGAAGCAAUUAUGAGGCAACACUUUGGUCCAGAGGCUCCUUCAGUCUACGAAGUGGAACGGAACUACAGUUUGCUGCUUUUAGCCGUUCAUUCCAGUGGGCAUUACCCAAGACCAAACGUACCCAACGUUAUUGAAGUGACGGGAUUACAUGUACAGGAAACAACAAAACCACCGCCUCAGGAUAUCAAGAAAUUUCUGGACGAAGCCAAACAUGGUGUGAUUUACUUCAAUCUGGGCUCUAACGUGAAAAGCAGCUCAAUGCCAGAACACAGGAGACAGGCAUUCAUCGACGCUUUUAGAGAGAUACCGCAGCGAGUGGUGUGGAAAUGGGAAGAAGAAAGCAUUCCCGAUAUACCAGAUAACGUGCUAGUGAGAAAGUGGCUUCCUCAACAGGAGAUUUUAGCUCAUCCUAAUGUAAAACUGUUCAUCAUGCAAGGAGGCCUGCAGAGUCUGAACGAAGCGGCAUACAGAGCCAUACCUCUGAUAGCCAUACCGUUCUUCUCUGACCAGACACACAACUGUGCGAAGAUAAAUUCAGCAGGAAUUGGUAUUAGAAUUUAUUUGAAGGAUGUCACAAAGGAGACUGUUCUCGAUGCCAUCCACAAAACUAUCGAAGAUUCAAGCUACAAGAAAAAUAUGGAAGAGUACUCUAAACUGUUCAGAGAACACAGGUCGACUUCCCUGGAUACGGCUGUGUGGUGGCUGGAGUACGUCAUCCGCCACAAGGGAGCGCCGCACCUGCGCAGUGCGGCCCUGGACCUCCACUGGUGGCAACUUCUGCUUCUGGACGUCAUCGCCUUCGUACUUGCUGUACUGAUUGCAGCUGUGACGAUCAUAUACUUUGUAGUAAAAUAUUUAGUGGUCAUGGUCAAAGGCAAAAAGGAGAAGAUCAAGGGACAAUGAGACUGCGUUUGAGUUUCAAACUGAAAUACUGCAACUUGUUGUUGUUCACCGCGAAUAACGCGCGUACCUGAUGAUUCUGAGCUCUAAGACUGAUUCAUUGCCUUGGCACCAGAACGUGUUACAGUGGGAAAAAAUAGAAAGAAAAUUGCGCAAUGGGCGUAACACGUUUUUAGUUCGAAACCAAUUUAGAAUAUACUAGGAUUGAGGUACAUUGACUUACGGUGGCCCCCUUAAACUCUAAGACGAUACUCCUACUAAUGUUAUAGUUAAUAAACUUCCCACUAUGUGAGAAACUGUAAGAGGCUUCUAGCUUCUGCUCAUAUUGUCUGCUGCGGGUUUGUGUUACUCGCAUAUUUUCAAAAGUGGUAAUAACUAAUAACAGGCGUUUCGUAAUCGACAAAACAAUACGCAACAGAAACUCAUUUGUAAAGACAGUAUUUUUUUUUAUACUCAUCUAAGCAAAUAAUAAAUGUUUUGGGAAAAUGUA